Molecule: messenger RNA, 2061 nt
Organism: Pseudogymnoascus verrucosus
Lineage: Eukaryota; Fungi; Ascomycota; Leotiomycetes; Thelebolales; Thelebolaceae
Exons: 4
Coding region: 403-1872 (489 amino acids)
Biological process (GO): carbohydrate metabolic process
Molecular function (GO): beta-glucosidase activity
Source: RefSeq, a predicted model, not a curated record
CCGUUUAGUUUGCCCGUUAAGUUUGUCCGUAGAAUUUGUCCGUUAAAUUUCGCUUGGCAUGUUUCGCCGGUGAUCAGGUAAGGCUAUUUCUAGAAUCGAGAGGAUAAACAUGAUUAUGCAAGGUUAUUUCCCCGACCUGUACCCCACACGCCUCUACCUGUUCCACAAUCCAUCCCAAUCAUCUCACGAUCAACGUCGCCAUUGAUAUCCAUUUGGCACUAUGUCCGGAUUCUCGAAGCGUAAUGUUUUUGUUAUCGGCGAUAAAGCAUCCGGCGCUUCCUACGUCAAAGAAAAUGCCGAGGACCAAGUCCUUGCAUUUUAUUUCAAUCUCUCUUCUCGUUCCGUCUUCUUGCGACUACAUCUUUUGGGACCCUGUGAACUGUAACGUCUAGCUCCUCAACUAUGUCUCUCCCAACGGAUUUUGAAUGGGGGUUUGCCACAGCUGCCUAUCAAAUUGAAGGUGCUGUUGCUGAGGGAGGACGAGGACCGUCAAUUUGGGAUACCUUCUGCCAUCUUGAACCAUCAAAAACCAAAGGAGACAACGGCGAUGUUGCUUGCGACCACUACCACCGAUAUAAGGAAGACUUUGGACUUCUAUCGUCAUACGGAGCAAAGGCAUAUCGCUUUUCCAUUGCGUGGUCUAGAAUCAUCCCUCUGGGAGGACGCAACGACCCUGUUAACGAAGAAGGCAUUGAGUUCUAUAACAACCUAAUCGACUCACUCCUAGAGCGAGGAAUUACACCAUGGGUUACUCUCCACCACUGGGAUCUUCCGCAGGGCUUACAUGACCGCUAUGGAGGCUGGUUGAACCUGGAAGAGAUCCAGCUAGAUUUCGAACACUUCGCUCGUAUCUGCUUCUCCCGCUUCGGUGACCGCGUACGGAGAUGGAUCACGCUGAAUGAGCCAUUCAUCAUUGCUAUAUACGGAUACGCCACUGGUGGGAACGCCCCAGGACACGUCAGCAACACCGAGCCAUGGACAGUCGGCAAAUCACUGAUCCUGAGCCAUGCUCGCGCUGUUAGCGUGUACGAACGAGAGUUUCGGGCCACUCAAAAAGGUCAAAUCGGGAUUUCGCUGAACGGCGAUUUCUAUGAGCCUUGGGAUGAGAACGAUGAUCGAGACAAAGCUGCUGCACAACGGCGCAUGGAAUUCCACGUUGGCUGGUUCGGAGACCCAAUCUACCUCGCGCAAGAUUAUCCGAAGGCCAUGCGAGCGCAGCUCGGCUCCCGCCUCCCAGAGUUUACUGACGCCGAAUUUGCACUGCUCCGCGAAACCAAAGAUUUGGUUGACUUCUACGGCCAAAACUACUACACCGCCCAGUAUGCGCGCCAUCGCGAGGAACCCGCGCAUCUAAACGACUACCUUGGCAAUGUGACUGAGACGCAGACUAAUAAACAAGGCGUUUCGAUUGGUGCUGAGAGCGGAAUACACUGGUUGCGCAGCUCGCCACCGCAGUUUCGAAAGUUCUUCAGCUGGAUUUAUGCGCGAUAUGGGAGGGCAAUUUAUGUCACCGAGAACGGAUGCCCAUGUCCUGGGGAAGAUAAAAUGACUAAAGAGGAGUCGGUAAAUGAUCAGUAUAGAAUUGAUUACUUCGAGGCGCAUUUGGAUGCCAUUUCGCAGGCGGUAAAAGAAGAUGGGGUGGAUAUUAAGGGAUAUUUUGCUUGGUCGCUUUUUGAUAAUAUGGAGUGGUCGGAUGGCUAUGGCGUUCGUUUCGGAGUCACCUAUACGGAUUAUGAGACCUUAGAGAGGACGCCAAAGAGGUCGGCCACGUUCUUGAAGGAAACAUUCAAGACCAGAUUGGCGGGUGUGAAUGGCCACGAGACAAAUGGCCAUGCAACAAACGGGCAUAAGGUGAACGGUACGAAAGUUUAGGUUGAAAGUGCGAAACAGACGCACACAUGGGCGCAAAAUCUUCGAUUAUAGAUUAUCUGGGGACACGGAAUAUUAGAAUAAGGAGGCAUUAGACUUGCACAUGUAAGCAUAGGAUAAAGCAUCAAGAGAUAGAUGAUGUGAAUGUUAUAUAACAUCUAGUUAAGGAGUUUAAUGGUAAAUUUGACAGCC